AGCAUCAAAGCAAAUAGUCAAGUUCUUUUCUUUCUCCAAAGAGCCACAAAGUGAAGGUGGCAACAACUGCUAGGCCCUCUCUUCUUCCAUCGCUGUCCCUGUUUGCUUUCUCCGCCCCCUGAUUCUCUCCUCAUCGUGAUUUCCUCUGCUUGUCUUUCCCUCUAACUCUCCUCAAGAACAACUCCAAACCCAAUGCCACUCCCACUUCCAUUUCUCAUCUGUUCAUCAUGAACCCCAAAUUCAUCAACUUCGUUUCAAUCCCUCUCUUGCCCACAAAUUUGCCUUGACUUUACUUUUCUACUCCACUGUUCUGGUUUUUUUUUUUUUUUUACUUUUUUCAUCUGGGGAAUUCCCUUUUGAUGGCUCUUCACUCCACUGUCUUCCCUUCUGUUGGGGGUUUGACUUCCUCUCCUCGUACUCUUUCCGUGAAAUUCUGUCAUCGUACUGCCAGAGCCCCAGGGAUUUCUUGUCCUCCUCUUGUUUUGCCUCCUAGGUUGCAUGUCCAAGGAAAAGCAAUUUCCCGUGAUGGUUUACCUGAAACAAAGGAUUCUUCCCUUGUGGUUUGUUUUGGGGAAAUGUUGAUUGAUUUUGUUCCAACUGUAAGUGGCCUUUCCUUGGCGGAUGCUCCUGCAUUCAAGAAAGCCCCGGGAGGUGCACCUGCUAAUGUUGCAGUUGGAAUUGCUCGUCUUGGUGGCUCAUCAGCCUUUAUAGGGAAGGUUGGUGAAGAUGAAUUUGGUUACAUGCUUGCUGACAUAUUGAAGGAGAAUAAUGUUAACAACCAAGGAAUGCGUUUUGAUCCUGGUGCCAGAACUGCUUUGGCAUUUGUUACACUGAGGCAUGAUGGGGAGCGUGAGUUCAUGUUUUACCGUAAUCCUAGUGCUGAUAUGUUGCUUGAAGAAGCUGAACUUGAUUUUGAUUUGAUUAGGAAGGCAAAAGUUCUUCACUAUGGUUCCAUAAGUCUUAUUACAGAACCAUGCAAGUCAGCUCAUAUUGCUGCUGCAAAAGCUGCAAAGGAUGCUGGUGUUGUUCUGUCCUAUGAUCCCAACCUAAGACUUCCAUUGUGGCCCUCUGCAGACAGUGCUCGAGAAGGAAUUAUGAGCAUUUGGGACAUGGCAGAUAUUGUCAAGAUAAGUGAGGAAGAGAUAUCUUUUCUGACCAAAGGAGAAGAUCCAUAUGAUGAUGCUGUUGUCCGUAAAUUUUUCCAUCCAAAUCUUAAAUUGCUCCUUGUCACUGAGGGCCCUGAUGGUUGUAGGUAUUACACAAAGGAGUUCAGUGGGAGAGUCAAAGCUUUCAAGGUAGAUCCUGUGGACACCACUGGUGCUGGGGAUGCUUUUGUUGCUGGUGUCUUAUCACAUGUAGCUUCUGAUUUCUCCUUAAUUCAGGACGAAGAUCGACUGAGAGAUGCUCUCAAGUUUGCCAAUGCUUGUGGUGCAUUGUCUGUGACACAGAGAGGUGCAAUUCCAAGUUUGCCAACUAGAGAAGCUGUGCUAAACACCAUCCUUAAGUCUGUAGCAUAGAUUUGCUUCUCAUUCCUGCUGUAAAGAAAUCUUCCAGUUCUUUGUCGGCUAUGCCAUGGUGUUCAACUAUGAAGAGAUUCGUUAAAUAAGCUGAGUUAUGUCCUCGUAAUUUCUUGCUAUUGUAACCAUUACCUUUGAUAUUGCUAUCAAUUACUUGAAUCUUGCGGAUUACAGUCAUCUUUGCAUCAAGAAACUGCUCUUUUUUUU
Messenger RNA from Rubroshorea leprosula, 1724 nucleotides. The record is from the annotation of a GenBank genome assembly. Lineage: Eukaryota; Viridiplantae; Streptophyta; Magnoliopsida; Malvales; Dipterocarpaceae.